Messenger RNA from Fusarium verticillioides 7600, 2168 nucleotides. RefSeq lists its product as hypothetical. The record is from RefSeq and is a predicted model, not a curated record. The coding region runs from base 12 to 2060 and encodes 682 amino acids. NCBI's taxonomy places the organism in Eukaryota, Fungi, Ascomycota, Sordariomycetes, Hypocreales, Nectriaceae. The transcript has a single exon.
UGAAAGUCUUGAUGGAUCUCGUUGUCGAGUCUCUACUCACAGCAGUGGCUGUGCUGUGCGCAUUUUCAUUGUCGCGCUCAGUCCGUCCAGCAACUCUAGCCUUGCUCAUCAGCCCAAUUUUCCUCUUUGGAGGUAACAUUCCAAUGGUAGGGCACAAAGUCUUGUUACCGCUUAGGUCGUCUGAUCUGUUGAGUAUCGAGUUAGUAGUGGCCAUCCUAUUUUGGGCUUUAUGUUGCUGUGAGCUUCACCAAGCACGAGCACUUCCGUCUUCAACGGUUUCAUCCAAACACCGAUAUAUUGCAGUGAUGCUUCUUGGCAUAUGUGUGAUGCCAUUCCUGAUUGCAAGCUUCCUAUCGCAUUCAUCGUCUCUGUCCCUGAGUAGGGCUGUUGAUGAUUUAACAAUGGCCGCACAUGCAAGAUUCAUGCAAUGGGAAGAGCAAGCUGCAGAGAGUCGGACGCUGGAAGAAGCCAUCGAAGAAUACAAGAGAAGACAUGGAAUGUUUCCUCCACCUAAUUUUGAUAAAUGGCAUAAAUUUGCUAUAGACAACGCGUCGCCUGUUAUUGACGAUUUCACCCAGAUCCACCAUGACUUACUGCCCUUUUGGAGUCUUGAGCCGGCAACCAUACGGGACAGAACGGCUCAUUUGGCCGAGUAUUCGUCCGUGGGUGUCGGUGUGCUUCGCAUAAGAAAUGGUACGGUCGACUACUCGCCACAUAUACCGGGAUCUCACCGCUGGAUGAUGGAUUCGAUGCAGCGAAUGAUGAAGCCUUUUGUCAAGUGGCUACCAGAUAUGGAUAUUGCCAUGAAUCUCGCGGACGAAUGUCAAAUGGCUAUACCUUUCGAGGAAAUGCGCACGCACAAAGCUGUAGCGCAGGACGUAAUCGCUAACAUGAUGCGUUCGGGUCAGAGAUUGCUGAAUGGCACGACGAAAAAUUUGAACGGAUCACAAUGGCCGUCAUAUUUCAGCAAGCCGCUUCCAACGGAGGUCAUGUCGCCCUUCUUUUCGGAUAAUAUCCGCUGGCAGAUCUACCAUGACCUGGUCAGUCCUUCAUGUCCUCCAUCAUCUCUAGCUCGCAGAAAGCGUUGGUGGGACUGGAGCACUCUUUGCGUGGAUUGCAUGCUUCCACAUUCAAUAUUUACCGACGAAGGAACAUUAAUAAGCGAUACUGAUCUUGCAAACGAUCUGUGCCAUCAACCCGACAUAGCGUAUCUCAAUGGCUUUGUCAAUACACCAGCAGCUAUGGUGGGAACGAACAAACUGUUUCCCAUAUUCAGCCAAGCUCGUGUGGGAGGGUUUUCUGAUAUUAUGAUCCCAUCUCCCUGGAACUUUGAGAAGAAGAGUCUCUAUAACGAGACUCUUGAUCCAGCUUGGAACGACAAAUCCGAGGCCCUGUUUUGGAGGGGGUCGAGUUCAGAUGGAUAUGCAGCCUUCACUUCGUGGAUGGGUUUCCUACGAGCCAGGUUUGUACAUGAAGCCUACCAGGAGGCGACUCGCGAAGUAAAGACUCUGGCCAUCAAUGUUUCAUUUUCGGGAACCAUUCACAAAUGCCACCAAGCCGAUUGCGCUGCCGAACAGCAUACAUUCAACAAGUGGGCUAAUGAUAUGCAUAUCGUUUCAUCCGAGGACAAAAUCAGGGAUUCUGAGGGCGAAUGGAGGCUCUCAGCCCCAAUCACACCGUUCGAAGACAAUUGGAAGUAUCGGCAUCUCAUCGACAUGGACGGAGCAGGGUUUAGUGGCCGAUUCUUGCCCUUUUUGAAAAGCCGAAGCGUCGUUUAUCGAGCGGGAAUAUUUCAAGCAUGGUUCGAUGAGCGACUUACUGCGUGGCAGCACUAUAUCCCUCUUGAUAUACGUUUGGGUUCUGGCGUUUGGGCACUAUUUGACUAUUUAUCUGGUAAAGAAGAUGGGCAGGAGCAUGCACGAAAGAUCGCGGAGCAGGGACGUGAUUGGGCUCAGAGGGCGUUACGACCUGAAGAUAUGCAGAUUUAUAUGUUUCGAUUAUUAUUAGAAUGGGGGAGGGUGGUGGAUGAUGAUCGAGAGCAUCUAGGCUUCUUGAGCUAAAGAGCUAAAAUUGGUAAAGGUUUAGAGGAACGCUGGUAUAAUGAUAAUUACAGGAUAGAAGUCCCUUAACUAGUUUUAAGCUUUUAAAAAACAUAUUCUUUAGCUAUA